AUGAGUGCGCCUGUCCCCACCGGCAGCAGCGCAGAUUCCGUGGCCUCGAACCCGUCCCAACCUGCCGCCGCCGCCGCCGCACCCGCCGCCCUCGAUGCCCCGCGACGAGAGCCCCCCGCCGCCACCACCGGUGCCGCCCAACUCGCCGGUCAAUCGCUAACGUCGGACCGCGAGGACACCAAGAAGCGCGUGCUGGCCGCGCUGCGACGCUUCCCCGACUUCCCCAUCCCCGGCAUCCAGUUCAUCGACAUCCUGCCCAUCUUCCAGGACCCCAAGAUCUUCGACGCCCUGCUCCAGGUCCUCGAGGCCGAGAUCAGGGAGACCCUCGGCGCCAUCCCCGAUGUCAUUGUCGGCCUCGACGCCCGCGGCUUCCUCUUCGGCCCCUCCCUGGCCCUGCGCCUGGGCUGCUCCUUCGUCCCCGUCCGCAAGAAGGGCAAGAUGCCUGGCCCCUGCAUGACCGCCUCCUACGAGAAGGAGUACGGCGCAGAUUACUUCCAGAUGCAGUCGGAUGCUAUCAAGCCGGGACAGAAGGUCCUGGUGGUAGAUGAUAUCAUUGCCACUGGAGGAUCUGCCGCUGCCGCGGCAUCUUUGGUCAACCAACUUGGCGGCAACUUGGUGGGGUAUCUCUUCAUGAUUGAGAUCGGCUUCCUGAAGGGCCGAGACAAGCUGGGCGACGUCCCGGUCAUCGCUCUGGUCGACUCGGACUAA
Messenger RNA from Neoarthrinium moseri, 708 nucleotides. RefSeq lists its product as uncharacterized. The record is from RefSeq and is a predicted model, not a curated record. Gene Ontology annotation, cellular component: cytoplasm. The transcript has 2 exons. Gene Ontology annotation, molecular function: adenine phosphoribosyltransferase activity; adenine binding; AMP binding. The coding region runs from base 1 to 708 and encodes 235 amino acids. Gene Ontology annotation, biological process: AMP salvage; adenine salvage. NCBI's taxonomy places the organism in Eukaryota, Fungi, Ascomycota, Sordariomycetes, Amphisphaeriales, Apiosporaceae.